UUGUAUAAAAUGGCCCAAAAAAAUCAAGAUUAAAAUAUAAGGCUAAGGAGAGAUUUCCACCUUAUCCUUUUAUAUCAACAUUUUUGCAACCUCUGAAAAGAAAUUCCAAUGGCUUCCAAUCUUCUCAAACUCCAUAUUCAAACCAGUACAACAACAUUAACCUACUCUCAUUCUCUUCCAUUUUCACGAUCAAAAAUCCAAUCUCAAUUUCUUCCUUCUUUUUCAAAACACCCUCUUCAUAUUUCAUUACAGUCAUUUUUGCCCAGAAAACCUCUCAACAUACCAAAACAGCAACUUCUCCCUAUUCAUUGUUCAGUUUCUAACACCACUUCUCCUUCACCCCCAACUUCAAAAGUACAUGCUAUCCUCCAAGCCAAAACUAGCCUCUCCGCCGCCUUACAGAAGCCGCUAAACAACCCCAAACUCACCGGAAAAAUCAAGAAGCUUCAACAUCCCAGAUUCCGGGUUGGAAUCCCAUUGAUUGAUGACUCCCCUGAAUCACUAUCACAGCUUGCUUUCGACAUUUUUGCGGACCUUCAAAUCAAGAGACGAGGGUUUCCGGUUAAAAUUUUACUCAUUUGGCCUAAUUCAUCUUCAAUGGUUAGUGGGGUGAAUGCUUUUGAAGCUCUCCCAUCUGGUUUAAUUCAGCACAUUGACCUUACUAGUGCUAUGUCAGUUGAUAACAGAGUUUUGAAUUCUGCUGAUGUGGCUGUUUUUUUGGCGCCAAAUUCAUCACAGUUGGCAGUUAUGAAGUUAGUUAGUGACAGUUUGUACCCAACCCCUUUGGUGUUGUUUAACCCCAAAUGGACAUUUGAGGAAGAAGACAGUUUUGGUGAUUUGAGUGGUUUUAUAGGCUCUUUUGAUGUACUUUAUGCAUUCCUAGGAUUAGAAGUUAGAGGGCUUUUGAGCAAGAGAAAAGGAGUUGUUUUCAAGUAUGUUAGAGAUGGAGUUGUCAGUGGACAGAAAUGGGAGGUGUUUGUUGAAGAAGAAGGUGAAGGAAAUCAAUUGAAGGUGGUUUCAAGAUUCAAAUCCCGGCCUUCGAUUUCUGAAGUUGAGAAUGUUUUGUACAAUCUCAUGGCAGUUACUUCACCCAUCACCAAAUCUGCUAAAUUUUUGAAGGACUUAGUUUCCAAAGUUACAGGAAGAAAAUCAGUUAAUUAAUUGAUCGAGUUACUCCAAUAUAGUAGUGUAUACUCUUUAUGUUUGAUUAUGAAUGUGAUUUCAAUCAUUUUGUUUGAAUAAUGCAUCAAAAUUAUUAGUAUA
Messenger RNA from Spinacia oleracea (spinach), 1263 nucleotides. RefSeq lists its product as uncharacterized. The record is from RefSeq and is a predicted model, not a curated record. Gene Ontology annotation, cellular component: chloroplast. Bases 109 to 1161 code for a protein of 350 amino acids. The transcript has a single exon. Lineage: Eukaryota; Viridiplantae; Streptophyta; Magnoliopsida; Caryophyllales; Amaranthaceae.